Molecule: messenger RNA, 1699 nt
Organism: Amaranthus tricolor (Joseph's coat)
Lineage: Eukaryota; Viridiplantae; Streptophyta; Magnoliopsida; Caryophyllales; Amaranthaceae
Product: cytokinin hydroxylase-like
Exons: 4
Coding region: 109-1656 (515 amino acids)
Molecular function (GO): oxidoreductase activity, acting on paired donors, with incorporation or reduction of molecular oxygen; monooxygenase activity; heme binding
Source: RefSeq, a predicted model, not a curated record
ACCAUCAGACUCAAAAAAACAACAAUCUAGAGUCUAGACAGAGAAAUAAAAUCAUCUGAAACAACAAAAACAAAAAAAGAAAAACCGAGAAUUAUUAAGAAAUAGAAAAUGAGUAUUAUUCAUCUUGGUUAUGGAUUCUUCUUCUUCUUGUUAUGGAAGUUUAUAAAUGUUUGUCUUUUAUCACCAUUUUUAACCCUCUGGAAGCUUCGUAAGAAUGGGUUAAGAGGACCAAUGCCAAGUUUUCCUAUGGGAAAUUUGGGUCAUAUGAAAAAAAUGUUGAUUAAAGGGAAAUUUUCAUCUUCAUCUUCAUCUGGAAUAAUUUCCCAUGAUAUACAUUCUUCUUCUCUUCCAUACUUUUCUCAAUGGAAAGGACUGCAUGGAAAUGUGUUUGUAUAUUGGAUGGGAGUAGAGCCAUUCUUAUAUAUAGCUGAUCCCGAGUUUUUGAAGCAAAUGUCUGGAUGUGUGCUAGCCAAGAAUUGGGGCAAACCUAGUGUUUUUAAGAAUGAUAGAGUACCAAUGUUUGGAGAAUAUGGUCUAAAUAUGAUAGAGGGUAAUACAUGGGCUUCUCAUAGACAUAUUAUCACGCCGGCUUUCUCUUCCACCAGCUUGAAGGGCAUGGCAAUUUUGAUGGUGGAAUCCACAACCAAGAUGAUUAGCCAAUGGACUAGUCUCCUUGAAAAUAAAAGCAAGCUUGAACUCGAUAUGGAGAAAGAAGUCACAAUGUUAGCCGGAGAGAUAAUUGCAAAAACUAAUUUCGGAAUCAACAGUGAAUUAGGAAACGUUUUGUUUGAAAAAUUAAGAUCUAUGCAAAUUACCUUAUUCAAACAUACGCGUUACGUUGGUGUUCCUUUUGGUCAAUUGCUAGCCAUACGUCAAACCCUAGAAGCAAGAAGGCUAGGACAAGAAAUUGACGACAUAUUAUUGUCCAUUAUAAAUGCGAGAAGAAAACUUAUUGGUGUCGAACCUCAACACGAUCUUCUUGGACUAUUGCUCGAGAGUGAAGAACGUGUCGAUGGGCAAUUCGUAAGGAAAUUGACAAACAGAGAAUUGAUUGAUGAAUGCAAGACGUUCUUUUUUGGAGGGCAUGAGACGGUUGCAUUAGCAAUGACAUGGACGUUAGUACUUUUGGCCAUGUACCCAAAAUGGCAAGAUGAAUUAAGAGAAGAAAUCAAAGAAGUGAUUGGAGAUAAAGAUAGCAUUGAUUUCACCAUGCUUGCUGGUCUAAAGAAGAUGGGAUGGGUUUUUAAUGAAGUAUUACGACUUUAUCCUUCAUCGCCAAAUGCGCAAAGGCAAGCAAGAAGUGACAUUCAAGUAGAAGAUAGAGUGAUCCCAAAUGGGACGAACAUAUGGAUAGAUGUUGUGGGCAUGCAUCAUGAUCAAGCUCUAUGGGGAGACGAUGUUAAUGAGUUUAAACCUGAAAGAUUUGACGGGGAUUUAUAUGGUGGGUGCAAGCACAAAAUGGGUUAUUUACCCUUCGGAUUUGGAGGAAGAAUGUGCAUUGGUAAAAAUUAUGCAGUCAUGGAAUACAAGAUUGUUAUGUCAAUAAUUCUUCGACAAUUCUCAUUUUCAGUAUCACCCUCAUAUCGACAUUCUCCGAUGUAUUGUUUCUCAUUUAGACCUAGUUCAGGCGUGCCUCUUAUAGUUCAAUCUUUAUAAAGUUGUAUAACAACAUUGAUAGAAAUAUUAGAAUUGUUACAAA